Molecule: messenger RNA, 1080 nt
Organism: Penicillium maclennaniae
Lineage: Eukaryota; Fungi; Ascomycota; Eurotiomycetes; Eurotiales; Aspergillaceae
Product: arrestin C-terminal domain-containing protein
Exons: 3
Source: RefSeq, a predicted model, not a curated record
CCGCGAGACGGAUUCAUGAUAGCAAAUGAGCGUCGACAACUCACUUUUGAAAGGAGGCAAUCUUUAGUUGCAUCGAAAACCCUCAACUCGUUUACAUUACCAGCCGGAAACUAUGAGUUCCCAUUUACGAUACAUCUUGACAGCUCAAUGACCGAGACUAUCACAGGGUUCCACCAUGAGUAUCAUUCCUACAAUGUGCAAGGCAUCAUAGAACGCCGCUAUGGCAAAGAAUUUGUUCUCUCACAGCCCAUCCGAGUCUACAAAACCAUGGCCUUUGAGACCAGUCUUCUAUGGCCAAGCUUUUCUAUGUCCAUCGAAAAUCAGCGAGAUGAGAGUAUUCACUACACAAUCUCGAUUCCCGAUCGGAAUAUACCCUUCGGUUCCACUUUCCCGGUCGACUUUUGGCUCACACCAUUGUCAAAAGACAUCAAGCUAGCAGCAAUCGAAGUCCAGGUCCUUGAAAGACAUGACCUCAGAAUUGAGGCAACCGCUGCAGAAUCAGUACGAAGUAAUGUUCAUUUCUUGACCUCGAAAAGAACCUACGUUGUCUUCGGUGAGAGGCAUGAUCUCACGGCCGAGAACUAUGAAACGCCGGACCCAGAGCUUUCGGACGUUCAAUGGUGCAUUACAAAGCCUGUUCAUCUACCCCGGUUGAUGGACGCUUGCUCACAGUCAAUUCAAUUGGCAAAUAUCAAGAUUGCGCACUUUUUGACCACUACCAUUGAACUGCGGACCCUGGAAGGGUGUGUAUCGACAGUACGUUGGCAAAUUUCACUCCUCGCCGGGAAUGAAAAGCAGGGACUUACUUCUGACCAGAUCACGGACUCCAUUGCCUUUGACAUUUUCAUGUCCCCAAUCGUUUUUGGGGAGGAUGGAGCUGUCCAUGGCCACAAUAUGCAACAUUUACAAGGCAAAAACAUUCCUCCCCCGCCCUACGGAGCCCAUACUAGGGAUUCGUUGGUAGGAGAUCCCUCCGCAGGUGGAAAUAUUGGGUGGCUCCCUCACGAACAAGAUUCAGGUCACUUGACAUUGAGGAAACAGAUUGUCUCUUUACUCUCUAUGGUGGUUGGCCUACCAGUU